UGUUACUGGUUGGGAGGGAAAGAGAGAAGGAUAGAGAGACAGACAGAGAGAGAGAGUUGAGUCGUGUCCCAUAUGUGGUAAAAAGCAUAGUACUGCACACACAAGCCUGUCUGCUCCAGGGAUUAUGCUUUUGAAUCUGAUGUUGAAAACGCAGGCAUGAGUAGAAACACGUUUUUUAGAGUCCCAAUGUGAGUACCGGCCAGCGAUGGACUACUGCCGUAUAGACGCUAACCUGGGUUUCCCCGCAGAACUGUUACCGUAAUCGAGACCAGAUCCGCAGAAUGCUGAGUCCCAUUGUUCCCUAUAGCCUAUUGAAGAUGCACUGGAACCCGGAGCAUGCACAGCCCCUGAGCCAGUGGCCUGAGCAGCAUUUGGACGUGUCCUCCACCACCUCAUCCCCUGCCCACAAGUCUGAGCUCUACCCCAGCCGCAGCCCCUACAGCUAUGCCUGGGCAAAUGAUGACAUUUCAGCGCUUACUGCCUCCAACCUGCUGAAGCGCUAUGCUGAGAAAUACUCUGGAAUGCUAGACUCACCAUACGAACGUCCUGCUGUGGGCACAUACCCUGAGCCUGGAGCCUUUGGGGCCCUUAAUGGAGGCCAGAAAAGCGAACUGGAACCUUGGCCUCUAACGCACAGCACUGACGGGGGGUAUCCCUUAGCGCCUCCUUCUCAUGAUGGUUUGUCGGGAACAAAGGUGGUUCCCACAUCAGCAGGUCCACCAGGCUCUGGGAAUGUGUCAGCAGUUAACCUUUCAGACUCGGGAUACAGUGGGAGCAGCUCCUGCAGUGGGCCCCAUUCCAGUGACUACCCACCCAGUUAUAAUGGCACCUACCUUUCAUCAGGGUACUGCACCCAACCCAGUUCAGCACUUCCACCAGCUUCAUUACAUGCCCUUCAGCCUAGCCCCACACUUCUCCCCAGUUACACACCUUCUACCCCCAUUUACAACUACCCCCCUAACACCUACCCUCACCAGACUAGCCUUGCUCCUAGCUACACCCAUCCAACAGGCCCUUACAUCCCCUCAGGCAUAGCCACCCCUUCUCCACUUCCAUCGAGACCCACAGUGGUUGGUGGCAGUUAUGGUUAUCAGAACAGCAGUCUAGGGGGCUCAGAGCCAGGUGGCUCUCUGAAGAGAAAAGCAUUUGAGAUGACCCUGGAAGAGGAAGAUGGAGACAAUUCACGCUAUAGGAAAUAUAGCUAUGACCCCAUAAAAGCUGGGGGAGAUUCUCCAUAUGGGGUCCCUGAUAAAGCUGACUGUCAUGGAAAUGGCUUUGGAACAGGCGACACAGAUCCUCAAGCCUUUAAGCCUAGUAAACCUUUAUCUCAGUCGAACCUGGAAGGGGAUGAAGUGGGGAAGUACAGUGGGCUAAAGCCCUUGGUUUCCCCAACGUAUGGAGCUGCAGGGGACUACAGUCCACCGGCAGCCAUGACUGGGAAGAACGGAAGUGCGGAGCAAGGCUUCUCCCAGCAUCGGUCUCAGAAGCGCUCCGAUCCCAUGAAAAGCAUGGAGCCCCAAAUGCUGGAGCUAGUAAGCCAGGAACUGCAAGAUUGCCGUCCGGCUUUGCUUUGGAGUGAACUGGCUGGGAACAGUCACAUCAAAGCAGCGCUGGAAGAAGAUGUGCUGUGGCCUGUCCUUCGACCCAACCCUGCCAUCCGCCCACCCAGAACCGUCCUGCUGUUUGGUCCUCAAGGAGGGGGUAAAACCACACUGGUACGAUCCAUGGCAUCUCAACUGGGUGCUACCUUCUAUAGGCUGAGUUGUGCAACUCUGGCCUCUAAACCGAAAGGAGAAGCAGAGCAACUUCUUGCCACUCUGUUCUUGAUAGAAACAGCUCGACAACCUGCAGUAGUGCUGCUCAGUGAAGUGGAGGCCAUUGAGGGGGAAAGUCUCAGACAGCAACUGCAGGCCCAGUUAGAGAAGAUUCAACAUGGUCAGAGCAACCUGGUUCUUGUUGUGUGCACCACGAGACGGCCUGAUUUGAUCAAAGAUCCCCUUAUGCGCUGCUUCGCCAAGCGUUACCACAUAGGCCUGCCAGAUGGAAACACACGCAGACAUGUGCUUCUGCAGGCGCUGGCACCCCAAGGCUGCAGUCUAGGCGAAAGGGAGAUGUCAGCAGUACUGCAGCGUUCAGAAGGCUUCUCCAUUUGGGAGCUGCUGCAGCUCUGCCAGCAGGCUCUGGCAUCAGCUUCUGCCUCUGCACCCAUGCCCUUGCACGGCCUCCCUUCAUCCCUUUCUUCCCCUACCUUCCAAGACUUUGAAAAUGCUUUCUGCAAGGUACGACCUCACAGCACCCCCAAAGAACUGGCCACUUGUAUGGAGUGGAGCAAGGUUUAUAGUCACUGAGAACCUAGUCAGCCAUUGGUUUGGGACUGCUAUAUGUUUAUCUUUCUUUUUUUAACUACUUUUUGCAGCCAAAAGUGUUGGACUUGAAAUUACAGUUUAUGGUGGGGAGGCAUUUUGCAUUUAAUCCAGGAAACAUACCAUGGUGUGUUGUUUUUCUAUAAAUAUACAUAUACUUUAUUUUUUUCCCAAAGAAAUGAAAUAUUAGGCCUUUCUUGAAGGGGCAUUUAUUAGUUGCUUGGCAUAUCUGAUAGAAAGUCUGAAUUAUAUUUUGGAAUUUCACUGGAAUUCCAAUUAGCCUUGAUCCUGGAUUAAACCUGGAGGUUAUAUGUAACUUGACUUUUCCUGAAAAAAAAACCCCAUUAAUUAUAAUUCUCAGGAUCCUAUUUAUUGCCAGUCCACUCCAGUGGUGUUGUUUAAUUUGUGUUGAUUUACUUUAAAGAUCUUUUGGUGUUAAAGGGCUUAGGAUAUAUCAAAACUACUUUGUUUGUACCAAAAAUUCUCACCAACAAUAUAAUGUCAGAGUCACAGCAUUCACCAAAAUGUAUUUACUGUUAUGCAACCUCUAAGGGAAGAAAGCAACAGUAUUUUACAAAGUUGAUUGUUAGGCCAUGGUCAGAUCUUGUGCACUUUUUGUCAAAAUGGUCAUUUUACCAAAAGAGUAUGCAUUGCUACCCAAAAAGUAUUAAAAUGCUAAUCCAUAGAAACUCAGAUAAUAGAAAGACAGACUUUUACUGUUGAUACACUUAUUUCAGAACACUUUGUUGAAGAUAAUAAAUAUUUCCUCAAAUACAACAAUAUGUAAACAACCCAUCAAAUUCCUCACAAUCUUGUGAGAGCCUUUGCGCAGGACCCUCAAACACAAAAAACAAGCAAGGGCCCGAGAAUGACAAUUUUCUCUCUUCCUCUUUACUCAGUUUAUUUUAUUAGUGUAUGUAGUCUUGUUUGAAAUACUCAGGAAGAAUUUCUUUACCUCAGAAAUGAUAAAUAAAGAAUGUAUGUAAUCUUAGGGUCUUAGUAGUAAGCAUUGAGGUUGGAGGUGAGCAACAGACCUAACACAGACCUGUAUACACACUGCAUCUGUGCUGUUACCUCUUAGGUGAAACUUGAAAAUGCUACAAAGACGAACAAUGAAUGUAAUUCAGGUAUUUCAGAGAAUAUCUGAUGCCAUAAAUACAUGUUUUUAACUCUCUAUUGAAAAGUUUUCCCUUAUCCUUACCCUUUAUUUUUGAUGUAGAUUUUGGAUGGAGUGAUGAUUGUCUUCAUGAAGUGUUAUUGUAGAUGGCAAACAAGACGUUUGAUUUUGUUGGACAACUGUUUUCAGAAACCAAGGUACAAAGCAUAUGUCAGUGCCCUUUUAAAACAACCAAUCUUAAGUACUUGAGGAGAAAAAAAGAAACAACCCAAAGAUCAGAAAAUCAGAAUAUAUAUAAUUGGCAGCUAAUCAUGUCUAAUCAUAAAUUGUGUUAUACCAUCAUGUGUAAUGUAUAAAGUUGGAGCAGCCUCUACCAAUGUUUAAAAUGUUAAUCUUUUUUGGUUUAUAAGGUACAUAAAAGUUGCAUGAAGUGAUCAGAUGUCUUCAAAUCACCACUGCUGAAGAAACGGAGAUUAUUACGUUUAUUAUUAAAGUUAACAGCCGCUGAUCACUCCUUUACCCCCAGCACACCCCAUGCUCUUAGCACAAUGGUUCGUCUCCUUGGUUGCUGGCCCUGUAUAGCCAUGUGGUGAGCUGUUUUCCCAUCCCCCGUUCCUCUAUCUUACACAAGGCCUUUUGGAGAAGCCAUAUUCUGACUGAUGUCUAGUAACCCUAUAGCACUGUUCGGCUCUUCAAGUACAGCUGGUGGCUUUACUCAUGCUACACAGGUCAAUAAUGACGCCAAGAGCACAUAUCGAUCAGUCCCGAAUUGGCAAAAACCUACAGAACCUGACAGACUUAGGGACACCAAGAUCCAACAUGCACAAAUACAUAAUCUUGUGUAGAAAAACUCAGCACCAAUUUCCAUUCAUUCAAACUGAGAUACGCCAUUUUUACUAAGAUAUCAUAGGCCAAUACAGAUAUUUUGCUGAUUUCAAAACAGGAACACAAAGUUACUGAGCAGUUUAACAGUUUGUCCAACAAAAUUGUCAUUAAUUAGCUGUUUUGAAUCUAUUAGUACAGUAAAUUUGUUCUUGGAUCUUGUUCUUGUACAUUUUCUGUAACCAUUUCUACCUCAUUUUUGCAGCAUAUUGUACAUGAAAAUAUUUAUUUCAUGUCUUUUUUUGAUGUCUGUUAUAAAAAUGAUAAUGUUCUUGAACUGUAAUGGUCUACCUCAGAAAAGACUGUAUUUUAAGAAGAAAAAAAAAGUAUUACACAAUAUUAAAGAGAAUAUGUUGAAAAAC
Molecule: messenger RNA, 4724 nt
Organism: Carassius auratus (goldfish)
Lineage: Eukaryota; Metazoa; Chordata; Actinopteri; Cypriniformes; Cyprinidae
Gene: fignl2
Product: fidgetin like 2
Exons: 3
Coding region: 282-2348 (688 amino acids)
Molecular function (GO): microtubule severing ATPase activity; ATP hydrolysis activity; ATP binding
Source: RefSeq, a predicted model, not a curated record